Aspergillus steynii IBT 23096 is the source of this 1618-nucleotide messenger RNA. RefSeq lists its product as uncharacterized. The coding region runs from base 388 to 1557 and encodes 389 amino acids. Gene Ontology annotation, molecular function: flavin adenine dinucleotide binding; sarcosine oxidase activity. The transcript has a single exon. NCBI's taxonomy places the organism in Eukaryota, Fungi, Ascomycota, Eurotiomycetes, Eurotiales, Aspergillaceae. The record is from RefSeq and is a predicted model, not a curated record.
AACCCACCUGCUCAAAUUGUCUCCAUCGCGAUGUCGUCUGCACCCCAGAAAGACUCACCCAUCGCCAUCAUCGGCGCCGGCGUUUUCGGCCUCUCGAGCGCCAUCCACCUCGCUAAACGGGGCUACUCCAACAUCACCGUCUUCGACCGACAGCCCUACCACGAGACUUUAUACGACUUUGACCGAGGCUGUGAUGCCGCUUCUGCCGGUACAACCUUACAUCUACCUCCCUCAAUUAAUGCCUAACUAACCCGACCAGACUGCAACAAAAUCAUCCGCGCCGCCUACGGCCACGAAUCAUGGUACCAAGACCUGACUCUCACGGCCAUCAAGGAGUGGGAAUCAUGGAACGAAUCGCUCUCCACCGGUAAGGUCCUUCCCCCCGGAAUGACCCCCUCCGAGAGCAUCUACGUCAACUGCGGAAAUUACCGCUUCGGCAGCGACAGCGAGCAGGGGCUGAACGCGUUUGAAAAAGCCUCUGUCGAGAAUAUCUCGCGCGCAGGGCUCGCUCACACGCAGUAUCUUUUCGGCGAAAAGGCUGAGGAUGUGGACCGCGCGAGGAGAGAUGGGUUAGGAUAUGCGGUUGAUCCGUUUAAUCUGGCGUCUUCGACGGAGAGCGGGGGGAAGAAGUAUAAAGGCUAUCUGGACGCGAUCGGCGGGUUCGUCUACGCCGAUAAGGCGUGUCGGUUUGCGCUGCACCUUGCCGGGCGACUUGGGGUUCGAGUCGUCCUGGAUCGUCAGGCGGGACAGUUCGAGGGAUUCGAGUACCAGGGGGAUCGCGUCACGGGCAUCCGGACGGCCGAUGGCAAGACGCACGCUGCGGUGCUGACGAUCGUGGCCUGUGGAGGGUGGACGCCGUCUCUGCUGCCGGAGAUGGACGGGUUGUGCGAGACGACGGCGGGGUCUGUGGCGAUGGUGCAGAUUCCCGAGGGAUCGCCGCUGAGAGAGCGCUUCUCUGCGAAGAACUUCCCCGUUUUUUCGUGGAAUGUGCGCUCGGGGCAGAAUGGGAAUCUGUACGGCUUUCCGCUGGAUGAUAGAGGCGUGUUGAAGAUCGGGUACCGCGGGACGAAGUAUACGAAUCCGCAGGUUCAAGUACAGGCCUCUGGACAGGGGAAGGGACAAGUGCGCAGUACGCCUAUCACUAAGUGGAGUUCGCCCUCUGUCACCGGUCUCCCGGAGAAAUCAGUCCAAGUCGUUCAGCACUUCCUGGACACGUAUCUCCCCGAGCUGAAGGACGCGGGGAUCGGCAUCUCGCAGACGCGACUGUGCUGGUACACGGACAGCUACGACAACCAGUGGGUGAUUGAUCGGGUACCUGGGAAAGAGGGGGUUGUGGUGGCGACGGGGGGGAGUGGACAUGCGUUCAAGUUUCUGCCGGUGUUGGGGCAGCUGGUGGCGGAUCGUGUCGAGGGGGUGGAGUCGGAGCUGCUCAGUCGUCUGCAGUGGCGCAAGCUGCAGGAGGGGGAGAAGGCGCAGAAGGUGCUUAUGAAGGGGUUUGAUGACGAGUAUGCGUUGCAGAAUGUAAGGAUGGUGGGGGAGAGUAGGCCGAAAUUGUAGGUUUAUUAUUGCAGUGCCAGGGAUGUUAUGUCUUCGAAACUUCAAUGGAACGGUCUGCUUU